Bipolaris victoriae FI3 is the source of this 1371-nucleotide messenger RNA. RefSeq lists its product as hypothetical. The record is from RefSeq and is a predicted model, not a curated record. The transcript has a single exon. Gene Ontology annotation, molecular function: DNA binding. NCBI's taxonomy places the organism in Eukaryota, Fungi, Ascomycota, Dothideomycetes, Pleosporales, Pleosporaceae. The coding region runs from base 1 to 1371 and encodes 456 amino acids.
AUGGAGACCUACCACGGCCAUGUCCGCACCCCUAACGAUGCCAUCAUUCUCUUCGAGGCCUGCCGCAUUGGCAUAUUACCGCGCGUCCAGCGUCGCUUGUCCGAAAAGGAGCGCCAGCAGAUCAAGUCCGGCUCAGUAUUCGUCUGGGAUGAGCGCGAGGCCGGCAUGAGACGAUGGACCGACGGAAAAUCAUGGAGCGCCAGCCGCGUCUCUGGCAGCUUCCUCACAUACCGAGAAAUGGAGGGCAAGCGAGGAGGCAGCGCUGUGCCUACUCCGCCUGUAGCAAAGCGCGCAAGCGGAAAGUCGCCAGACGGCUCAGCAAACGGAGACUCUGAGGGUGAGGGACCAGACGGCUACCGAUACAAGCCCGACGGUCUGAUGAAGCAGUCCUUCAGCAUCACCACACAGAGCGGACAGCACCUCCACCUCAUCAGCUACUACUCGCGAUCAAACUCCAACAACCUUCCCCAGCCCACAAACGACGCCCAGCUGCGACACAUCCGACCGCCCAAGAACAUGUACCCAGAGUCUGCAGUCAACGAGACUCAAUCGGUGCCUGCCGUCACUCGCGGCCCCAUGCCGGGUUCCCCAUACAAUGCUCCAGGCCACAGUAUGGCCCCCUCUUCACCCUACACACGCGGCGGCCCUGUCGCGCCCAUGUAUGCCGUCCCCAUCUACCCUCCUACGCCUCCGAAUGGCUCUUCUCCAUUACACGCGUACUACCCACAGCACCCUUACUUUUACCCCGGCGUAGUCUAUGCACAGCCCCAAUAUCACCCCCAGGCCCAUGUCUUUGACCGCGCGCCGCCGCCAAUCGCUCAUCCUCACGCUCCCCAAGGUCAUCAUCCCAUGCUUAUGCAGCACCCCGCCUAUGCGGCUCACGCUGCUCACGCUGCCCAGCAGUACAUGACGACACCACCAUUGCGCACUCCAUCAGCCGCCGAGCACGCUCAACGUCAGCAACAUCUGCAGCGAGUCGGCGCGCCUGCUCCUCCAGCACCUGCACAAUCCAUUCCCGAGCAGGGCCCACAGUUGCCAGCAAUCAACGGUGCUGUCGCCUCGGCAGGUGCCAAUAGGCCACCAACCCCAGAAACUUCUGACAAGUCGGAUUCUCGCCCAUCAGAGACUAGCGGCGCCCCUGCUACCACAUCAGCACCCCCACCCUCGAGGCCGCUGCCAACGCUCGACUCGCUGCUCAAUGGCGACGUCCAGACCAAGGACAACCAGAGCACCAGCCGUUCUGGCAGCCGCAGCCCAAAUACUGCAUCGAGGUUUCCCCGCGAUCUGGCCCCGGAACGACUUGCCAAGAACAGCACAGCUGCCGAUAGCAGCGCACUGAACAAGCUCAACAGCGUCUUUGUCCGAUCGUAG